GCAUGAUUUCCUUCUUUUUUUAAUCUGCUCCAUGUCUACCCACUGCAGCUUUAAGGUACCACUGGAGUUGAGGAGCUGGUAGGAUCACUAUCUUGGGCUGUAUAAACACUCUUUGUUUCGACGACGCGAUGACGUCACGGUGUGAGCUGGAGGCAAAACAAAGCAACGCUUGGAGGCACACUAAGAUACACAUCACCUCAAAGUAGCGGGCUAAACUGAACCUACACAGCCAACAUGUCCUCUUGCUGUGUCUUUGGCUGUCCUAACAGAAGGAGUCUUGACUCCAGCUUUAAGUUUUAUCGCAUCCCAGCUGUUAGAAAGAGAAGAGAACGAUGGCUGAACGCGAUACAACGCACAGACUGGACUGAAGCGAUCAUCAACAACGCUCGAGUCUGUAACGCUCACUUCAUAUCAGGAGAGGCCUCUAUGAAUGAAGACAGCCCAGACUACGCCCCCUCUGUGUUUCCUUGUGGAGAAAAUAUGGAGAGGCUGGAAAGAAAAAGGAAAAGGAAAAAGCCGACAGUGGAGCAGGAGGAUCCUUGCCAAGGUCUUCCAGUUGAUGAUGAUCCAAUGACAGCAGAGGAACCAGUGGAAGAAGCUGAGAUUGUGGUCCCACUAGUAGACUACCACAGUCUCAUUCAAAAGUACGACCAGCUCAGCGGUGAAUACGGCAACUUGAGAAACGACUUUUACAAACUCAAAGAAGAGAACGCGAGAUUGAAAGAGGAGCUUCGGAAAUCAAACUUCUCGUUCUCCACGGUCAAAAACAACGCCGCUCACUUUCUGUUUCUCACCGGGCUAACUUCAGUCAUCUUCACUUGGUUAGUGACAAAAAUAAAGGAGAGCGUGCAGAAGCAAACUGAAAGUCUCAUGCUGGAAGAUCACUUAUUAGUGGUCCUUAUGAAACUGAGAUUGGGGCUCAGUAACGGAGAUAUAGCGUAUAGGUUCAACGUUUCUGAAUGCACAAUAUCAAACGUUCUAAGAUCCUGGUUGCCUGUAAUGGCAAACAUAUUGAAAUCUAUUAUUAAGUGGCCACGUCGGGGCGCUGUCCUUAAAAAUAUGCCAAAAAGUUUCAGGCGGCAUUUCAAGAGAUGCAGAUGUAUAAUAGAUUGCACAGAGAUUUUCAUAGAGAGACCUACGGACUUGAAUACUAGAGCUCAAAGCUGGUCCAAAUACAAACAUAACAACACAGUUAAGUACCUGGUGGGAAUAACACCCGCAGGGGCAGUUUCAUUUCUGUCUCCAGGCUGCGGUGGAAGCGUGUCAGACAAGCAAAUAACACUUGAAUCAGGCUUUUUGCACCUAUUGGAGCCGAAAGAUGAAAUCUUAGCAGAAAGGGGAUUUCUGAUCAGGGAUGAGCUCGCUGCAUGCGGUGCCACCUUGCGUGUACCAAGUUUCACGAAAGGAAAGAGUCCGUUACCCGCGUGUGGAGUAGAUUCAUCAAGACGACUGUCUCGUGCGAGAGUACACGUAGAGAAAGUUAUAAGCAGGUGGAAGAGUUUCAAAAUUUUGCAUUCUGUUAUUCCAGUUUCCCAAGUUAGCCUUUUGGAUGACAUGGUGAUUGUGUGUGGUGCUCUUACCAAUCUCUGUGAAUCUGUAGUGCCCAGAAAAGAAAGAGUAGGUAGUGUAUGAAAUGUAGUGUGGGCAGAGCUGCCAAGUCCGCUUAUUAUAACCGACUUUGGGCAUGUUUUCCUAAAAAGUCGCUUACAAAUAUUAGUAGUAGCAGGUUGUUUUUUUGUACUUGUUAGUUGGUUAUUUGGGCUUGCUCGUGUCUCUCUCCUCUAUAGAGAGCCGACGUCUCUCCCCUUCCGGUGGACCCCAUGGGACCUUAUUUCAGAAAAAAAUAUGAACGUCAGGCAACGGAGAGGGAUAAAUAUUUUUUUGAUCCCGUUUGAAUUGCGCCACGAAUCACACGACAAUGUUUGUCGAUUUGAAACAUAAUUUUUUUGCAAGUCAAGAAAGUUUAGAAUUUAAUUGAAGAUGUAUGUACGUAACAUCCAAAGUCAUUGUUAUUUUUAUAGUAUGACAUUAGAGUACAGUAACAUUGUAAAGUAAGAGGUGGCUAUUUGCUAUAAAUAAAAAUGUCAGACAUCGUAA
Sebastes umbrosus (honeycomb rockfish) is the source of this 2097-nucleotide messenger RNA. RefSeq lists its product as uncharacterized. Lineage: Eukaryota; Metazoa; Chordata; Actinopteri; Perciformes; Sebastidae. The transcript has 4 exons. Bases 235 to 1632 code for a protein of 465 amino acids. The record is from RefSeq and is a predicted model, not a curated record.